This is a messenger RNA of Nelumbo nucifera (sacred lotus), 617 nucleotides long. Its product is annotated as histone H4. Lineage: Eukaryota; Viridiplantae; Streptophyta; Magnoliopsida; Proteales; Nelumbonaceae. The record is from RefSeq and is a predicted model, not a curated record. Gene Ontology annotation, cellular component: nucleosome. Gene Ontology annotation, molecular function: DNA binding; structural constituent of chromatin; protein heterodimerization activity.
CAUUUAUCAAGCCUUAGAGAAGAAAGAAGCACUGAAGCAGUGUUCGGAAUUUCAGGUUUUCUGUCAAUAGCGUAUUUAGCUUCCGAGAAACGACAAUGUCGGGCCGUGGAAAGGGAGGAAAGGGUUUGGGGAAGGGUGGUGCGAAGCGUCAUCGUAAGGUCCUUCGUGAUAACAUCCAGGGAAUUACCAAGCCAGCCAUCAGAAGGUUGGCUAGAAGAGGAGGUGUGAAGCGUAUCAGCGGUCUGAUCUACGAGGAGACCAGAGGAGUUCUCAAAAUCUUCCUCGAGAACGUGAUCCGCGACGCUGUGACCUACACCGAGCAUGCUCGUCGUAAGACGGUUACUGCGAUGGACGUGGUUUAUGCUCUUAAGAGGCAGGGCAGGACUCUCUAUGGGUUCGGUGGUUAGGGUUUUCAUAAGAAAAGUCUUGCUGUCAAGAAAAAGAAACACAAGAACUAGUUGUCCUCUUUCCUUUUCUGUUUCUUCUCUAGGGGUGUGUAGUUGGUUACUCAAUCUUGUAAUUACUAUGCCCUCUGUCCUGUUGUUGGAGAGGGAAAAUGUAGAUGUAAUGCACACCUUGUUGAAUCAAUCUAGAAAAUUCUUCGUUUCGUAUUUUGA